UCUAAGGAUGGCAAAAGGAGAAUUUUUGUGAAGGGAAGAAAACGAAAUGAUUGGCUUUGUAGUACUCGUGAAGAGUUUCAAACCCUUUCAACACCAUAGCCUAUUUCAUAAGAAUAAAAUACGAGUACAUAAAACAGCAAGUCGUUGUUUUCGAUGUUGCACUAGUGCUGAGAGGAGACAGAUUGGUUUUGUUGGUAUACAACACGCAGGUAUAUUAGUGGAGAACACGGAAAGAGCCUUGAACUUUUAUACAAUAGUUCUUGGAAUGGAAGAUGCUUCUAUGGAGAGGCCCAAUUUACCUUACAAAGGUGCUUUUAUUCGAGUGGGACCGCAACAACAAAUACAUUUGAUGGAGUUGCCCAGUGUAGAUCCCAAAACUGGAAGACCAGUUCAUGGAGGUCGGGAUCGACAUAUUGCUCUUGAAGUUGAGAAUUUGAGUGCUCUUGUAGAGAGAUUGGAACAAAUGGGACAUCCUUUUACGUAUAGUAUGAGUGGUCGUAAAGCUAUCUUUUGUAGAGAUUGCGAUGGCAAUGCUUUAGAAUUUAUGGAAAGAAACUGUUGAUAUUGUUAUUAUUGUGGGUUAUAUAAGUUGAUGAUGUUUUAUGG
Molecule: messenger RNA, 606 nt
Organism: Galdieria sulphuraria
Lineage: Eukaryota; Rhodophyta; Bangiophyceae; Galdieriales; Galdieriaceae
Product: glyoxalase I family protein
Exons: 2
Coding region: 47-562 (171 amino acids)
Source: RefSeq, a predicted model, not a curated record